Messenger RNA from Anoplopoma fimbria (sablefish), 5662 nucleotides. It is a transcript of the gene atp8b1, whose product is annotated as ATPase phospholipid transporting 8B1. Bases 416 to 4159 code for a protein of 1247 amino acids. The transcript has 30 exons. Gene Ontology annotation, cellular component: plasma membrane. The record is from RefSeq and is a predicted model, not a curated record. Lineage: Eukaryota; Metazoa; Chordata; Actinopteri; Perciformes; Anoplopomatidae. Gene Ontology annotation, molecular function: ATPase-coupled intramembrane lipid carrier activity; ATP hydrolysis activity; ATP binding. Gene Ontology annotation, biological process: phospholipid translocation; Golgi organization.
CGACCACCUGGUUUAAUUAAGAAUGCAAUUACACACCUUUUACCUGUGCGUCACAUGACCAGAAACUCCUCCGCACCCUCUUUCCGCAGACCUCGCGUCCGCGCCGAACAACACGCGUUGUGUUUUUUAAGGAGCUAUUUAUUGACGUUUGAAGCGUUUGACUUGUCGGACCGGUCUGGCAGGUUCGUCCGGGGGCAGAGCAGAGCAGGUGAGGUGAGGCAGCGGAGGGGAGGAGGAGAAGGGCGGGGACCCGCAGCCGCCACCGCCGGUCACCUUUACACAAGCAGGAAGAAGAGGAAAACAUGGUGCGGUGACAAAACGCCCGGGACACCGACUGAGAGCAAAAUUAGGCUUUUUAUUUUAUUUUAUAAAUACAAGUUCGCCAAAGAACACGCGAGAUACCUAAGGUGCCAAGAUGAAUCGGCAUCGCGUGGACUCCCAGGGUUCCCUGGGGCCUGACGAUGAGGUCAUGCCGUACAGUGACGACGAGACGGAUGACGAACUGGAGCCGAGCUCUGAAGAUGAACCAGAAGAGCUGCCAGGGGCCCCGCAACCGCCGGUGGAGGCUAAACCCAGCGAGAUGGGAUGGAAGGUGAAAGCCAACGACCGACCAUAUCACCACCUGCCAGAGUUUCAGAAAAAAGUGUUCCUAUGCAUCAAGAAGAGCAGAUACUCUGGAAAUGCCAUCAAGACGUACAAGUACAACGUCCUCACCUUCCUCCCUCUGAACCUGUACGAGCAGUUCAAGAGAGUCGCCAACCUCUACUUCCUGGCUCUGCUCAUCCUACAGAUUAUUCCGGACAUUACUACUCUGCCCUGGUACACCACACUGAUUCCUCUGGUGGUGGUGCUGGGAGUCACUGCCAUCAAAGACCUGGUCGACGAUCUGGCGCGGCACAGGAUGGACAAGGAGAUUAACAACAGGAAGUGUGAUGUGCUGCUGGACGGAGGGUUUCAAGAGUUGAAGUGGAGCAACAUCCAGGUUGGAGACGUGGUUCGACUGAAGAAGAACGACUUCAUUCCGGCUGACGUCCUGCUGUUAUCCAGCUCCAACCCAAACAGCCUCACCUAUGUAGAAACGGCUGAGCUCGACGGGGAGACCAACCUGAAGUUUAAGCUGGGACUCCGAGUGACCGAUGAGAAGCUGCAGGAGAUGCGUGAGCUCGCUGACUUUAAUGCUCUGAUCGAGUGCGAGGAGCCGAACAACCGCCUGGACAAGUUUGUGGGGACGAUGCUGUGGGACGGGGAGCGCUACCCUCUGGACCAGGACAACAUGCUGCUCCGAGGCUGCAAGAUCCGAAACACUGAAGUGUGUCAUGGCCUGAUCAUCUUCGCAGGAGCCGACACCAAAAUCAUGAGGAACAGCGGGAAGACGAGGUUCAAGAGGACCAGAAUUGAUGAGCUGAUGAACUACAUGGUUUACACGAUCUUCGUGCUGCUGGUCCUUGUGUGCGCAGGUCUGGCCAUCGGGCACACCUUCUGGUACGACGACAUCGGCUCCAAGGCCUGGUAUCUGUUCGAUGGCAAAAACCAGGACGCCUCCCACAGAGGCUUCCUCAGCUUCUGGGGAUACAUCAUCGUCCUCAACACCAUGGUGCCCAUUUCGCUAUACGUCAGUGUGGAGGUGAUUCGUCUGGGCCAGAGCAAGUUCAUCAACUGGGACCUGCAGAUGUAUUUCUCAGAGAAAGACACACCGGCUAAGGCUCGAACUACCACCCUGAACGAGCAGCUUGGUCAGAUCGAGUACAUCUUCUCCGACAAGACGGGAACUCUCACACAGAACGUCAUGCAGUUCAAGAAGUGCACCAUCGCUGGACGCAGCUACGGUGACCCAACUACAGCUGAGGGAGUGGUGCUGGACCGAGGAAGGCCAGUGGACUGGAGCUGGAACCGUCAGGCUGACAGAAAGUUUGAGUUCAUGGAUCAUGCCCUGGUCGCCCGCGUCCGAUCCGGGAAGGAUAAAGAUGCUAAUGAGUUCUUCAAGCUGCUCUCUCUCUGCCACACCGUCAUGGUGGAGCACAAAGAUGGCGAGCUGGUGUACCAGGCGGCGUCUCCCGACGAGGGCGCCCUGGUGACGGCCGCCAGGAACUUCGGCUACGUGUUCCUGUCUCGCACGCAGGACACUAUCACCAUCAGGGAGAUGGAGCAGGAGAGGACCUACGAGAUGCUGGCGCUUCUCGACUUCAACUCCGACCGCAAGCGCAUGUCCAUCAUCUUGAAGUUUCCCGAUGGUCGCAUCCGUCUCUACUGUAAAGGAGCCGACACGGUCAUCUACGAGCGACUUUCCCCAAACUCAGGACACAAAGAGACCACUCAGACUGAUCUGGACGUCUUUGCCAACGCGACCUUGCGGACGCUGUGCUUGUGCUACAAAGACAUCAGCACUGAAGAGUAUGAGGCCUGGUCCCGGAAACACAAGGAGGCCAGGGUGUCCACGUCCGACAGAGACGCCGCCCUCGACCACGUGUACGAGCAGAUCGAGAACAACCUGAUGAUGAUUGGGGCGACAGCCAUCGAAGACAAAUUGCAGGACGGCGUACCGGAGACCAUCGCCGCCCUCGCCAAGGCUGACAUCAAGAUCUGGGUCCUGACUGGAGAUAAGAAAGAAACGGCAGAGAACAUCGGAUAUUCUUGUUCCCUUUUGACAGAGGACAUGCAGAUCCACUACGGAGAAGACAUCAAUGAGAAGCUGGGGAUCCGUCAGGCCAACCGGAGAAACGAGCCUAGAACUCUCCGUCGAGGCAAAAAGAAACCCACGGAGCCUUUCUUCCCUGCGCCAGGCAAAAACGCUCUCAUCAUCACCGGAGGAUGGCUGAACGAGAUUCUAUACGAAAAGAAGAAGAAACGCCGCCGUCUGCGCCUGCGUCGUCUGGGAAAGCGAACGCCUCCCAGCAACCCUCAGGACGGACAGCCAAUGGACGACUGGGAGAAGGAGAUGAGACAGAUUGACUUUGUGGACAUGGCCUGUGAGUGCGAGGCAGUCAUCUGCUGCCGCGUCACACCGAAGCAGAAGGGAAACGUGGUGAGUUUGGUGAAGAAGUACAAGAAGGCUGUGACACUGUCCAUCGGAGAUGGAGCCAACGACGUCAACAUGAUCAAGACUGCAGACAUCGGGGUGGGCAUAAGCGGUCAGGAGGGGAUGCAGGCCGUCAUGUCCAGCGACUACGCCUUCGCUCAGUUCCGCUACCUGCAGCGCCUCCUGCUUGUGCACGGGCGCUGGUCCUACAUCCGAAUGUGCAAGUUCCUGCGUUACUUCUUCUUCAAGAACUUUGCCUUCACACUGGUCCACUUCUGGUACUCCUUCUUCAACGGAUACUCCGCACAGGUCACCUAUGAAGACUGGUUCAUCACUCUCUACAAUCUUGCUUACAGCAACUUACCUGUUCUGCUAGUUGGACUUCUUGACCAGGACGUUAACGACAAACUGAGCAUGAAAUUCCCCAAACUCUAUCUGCCGGGCCAGCAGGGGACGUUUUUCAACUACAAGAACUUCUUCAUCAGCUUGUUCCACGGCAUCUUCGUCUCGCUCAUCAUCUUCUUCAUCCCCUACGGAGCCUUCCUGCAGACCAUGGGGCAGGACGGGGAGGCCCCCUCCGACUACCAGUCCCUGGCCGUCGUCACCGCCUCGUCGCUCGUCUUCACCGUCAACCUGCAGAUCUCUCUGGAGACCUCCUACUGGACCUUCGUUAACUGCUUCGCGGUCCUGGGCAGCAUAGCCAUCUACUUUGGCAUCAUGUUUGACAUCCACAGUGCUGGGAUCCACGUCAUCUUCCCGUCAGCAUUCACCUUCACCGGUGCGGCGUCAAACGCUCUGCGUCAGCCCUACCUGUGGUUAACCAUCAUCCUGACUGUGGGCAUCAGCCUGCUGCCUGUCAUCUGCAUCCAGUUCCUCAGUAAAAGCAUCUGGCCCUCUGUAGGAGAUAAGAUCCAGAGGAACAGGAAGAGGUACGAGAUGGAGAUGGAAGAGGAGGAGAGGAAAAAACCGCCAGCCUUCCAGCGGGGUCAGCGUUCCCGCCGCUCCGCCUACGCUUUCUCUCACUCCCGCGGCUACGCAGACCUCAUCUCGUCAGGGCGGAGCAUCCGCCGGCGCCCGGCGAGCCGCAGCGGACCCCAGGACAGCAUCAGGGAGGUUCCCCAGAGAGAGGCCGAGAACAUCUAACGCAGAUGAGCGGAAAUGGAGCAGAACUGUAUCCAGAAAGGGUUGUUAAUAUUUGGGAAAGUUCGAGGAGCGCUUGGUUCAUCUUAAUUUUUUGCUGCUUAAGUGGCCAACAUUAGAAAUGGCACAUAAACAACAGCCUGGUUGGAGUUUAGAUCAACCUCUUCCUGCUGAUUAUUUACGUCCCUUAGAUGGAGACAAAAGAGAAGCGCCCAUGCUCACCUUUAGGACGGAUAUGAGCGGCCUUUGAAGGAAGUUAAAUGAAGCGCUACUGAAUGUGUCAUUGUUACAGCAGAUGACUCCACUGCCUCCAGUUCCUCCUCUAUGCACAGACUCUUUGUUAGAAUUGAAAUGGGGAAAAAAGAAAAAAGCUCACCGAAGAGACGACUGCCGUUACCGGGGUUUUAGGUCAUGCACCGACUGACAAUGUUAAUUAACUCAGGAUUUUUUUUAAAUAAAAGCCUUAUUUUUAGUCAGUUUUUCCCUGCUCACUGCUACUGCGGCUGGAUGUGGAGCCGUAACAUUAUUUAAUACGAUACUUAUUUUUGCCAUUCAUAGUUUUAGCCCGAUGUCUGCGGAGCACUUGAUAUGUUAGUGUUUUAUUCAAAUUUAAAAAAAAAUAUCUAUUUAUGCCAGUCGAUUUGUUCGUUAUCUGCAUGAAAUCAGCCAUCUGUUUAGUUUUACUUCCGUCCGUUGAGAUGCAAAUCCAAAGAUUUUCUUUCACAUUAAAAUAAUGGGCUAAAGCUAAACAUAUCAAGGAAUGUUCUUUUAAUGUUUUAUUCUAAAUAAUGGUGGGAUGUUGCUAUGCAAGGGGGUUGGAUGUUCUAAAGUGUCUUAAUUUAAAAACAACUUGUAAAUAGUUAUCUUCUCUCCUAUGCUGCAUCACAUGUCCCAAGUGUCCUUAGAGAUGUACGGUGUAGUCUUUAAUUUAAAGGACCCUGACCUUUUGUUUCUGCCUUGAAAUGCCUCUUUCAAACCUUAAUCCUAUUUUUUGUUCUUUUCCUCACCUUUUUGUUCUUUUAAUUUACCCUGAGGUGCCUUAAACACACUCUUUAUGGAAGCUGCAAGGAGCUCCAGUGUCUUCCAUCAACAAGUGUUUACAUAAUGUAAAUUCAAGUGCUCCUUACUUCUAAAGGGGAAUACAAACGCAACAAAGAGGUCUAGGAUUAUCUUCAUUUGGUUAUAUCUGAGGAGUUUGUUCUGUUGUUUCUGUUUUUUUACUUCUUGGAAGUUAUAUCACACGUAAAACAAUGAGGAAUUCUGUGUGCGUCACUGGUUGUUUACAACAAACCCAAACGUGAUGUUUGUCUUUUUCCAGUCCUGAUAAUCAGUUAGGAUGUUCUUGAAACAGCAGUAAGCCAAAACCCCCUUCAUGCUAGUGUUACUGUAUGCAGACGAUGUCUUUUUAUUACUGAAUGAAUGGAAGCAGUAGAUGAGGACUGUACCAGCAACAGUUUGGUCUCUGUCAUAUGAUGGUAUUUUAUCAUGUGGUUGUUAAUAAAAGCC